Sphaeramia orbicularis (orbiculate cardinalfish) is the source of this 3474-nucleotide messenger RNA. It is a transcript of the gene gdi1, whose product is annotated as GDP dissociation inhibitor 1. Gene Ontology annotation, cellular component: cytoplasm. The record is from RefSeq and is a predicted model, not a curated record. Gene Ontology annotation, molecular function: Rab GDP-dissociation inhibitor activity. Bases 254 to 1597 code for a protein of 447 amino acids. Lineage: Eukaryota; Metazoa; Chordata; Actinopteri; Kurtiformes; Apogonidae. Gene Ontology annotation, biological process: protein transport; vesicle-mediated transport; small GTPase-mediated signal transduction. The transcript is spliced from 11 exons.
UAUAAUUCUAGAGUGAUCCACGAUCAGGGCCAUCUUUGGUUGUCCUCGCCGGUGACAGUGUGGACAGUACAUUUAUUGGUCAUUGAUGCCUAAUGAUUAAUAAAUAACAUUUCACUUUGGACGAGCCUUUAACUACUUGGGCUAAAACAAAAGAGCAAAAUCCUGGUUUCUGGAUCCUGUGGCAGUCUUUCCAUCAGUACCCUUCAUUUCUUACAGCAAAAAGAGGGCGAGACGGGAGAGGCGGUGAUACAACAUGGAUGAGGAAUAUGAUGUGAUCGUUUUGGGCACUGGACUCACAGAAUGCAUUCUCUCUGGGAUCAUGUCUGUGAAUGGGAAAAAGGUCCUGCACAUGGACAGAAAUCCCUACUAUGGUGGCGAGAGCUCUUCCAUCACCCCCCUGGAGGAGCUUUACAAGCGCUUCACUCUUCCAGAUAGCCCACCUGAGUCAAUGGGCAGAGGAAGAGACUGGAAUGUUGACCUCAUCCCCAAGUUUCUUAUGGCAAAUGGUCAGCUUGUGAAGAUGCUGCUGUACACAGAAGUGACACGAUACUUGGACUUUAAAGUAGUGGAGGGAAGCUUCGUCUAUAAAGGAACAAAAAUCUUCAAGGUGCCAUCAACUGAAACUGAGGCACUAGCUUCAAACUUGAUGGGAAUGUUUGAGAAGCGAAGGUUUCGGAAGUUUUUAGUGUUUGUGGCUAACUUCGAUGAGAAUGACCCCAAAACUUUUGAGGGCGUGGACCCAAAAACUACAACAAUGAGGGAUGUUUACAAGAAGUUUGACCUCGGCCAGGAUGUGAUUGAUUUCACUGGCCACGCCCUGGCCCUCUACAGGACAGAUGAGUACCUUGACCAUGCCUGUUUGGACACCAUCAAUCGCAUCAAGCUGUACAGUGAAUCUCUGGCACGGUAUGGCAAGAGUCCCUACCUCUACCCCCUGUAUGGUCUAGGAGAGCUGCCACAGGGAUUUGCUAGGUUGAGUGCAAUCUACGGUGGAACCUACAUGCUGAACAAACCAGUAGAUGAGAUAGUGAUGGAAGGUGGCCGCGUGAUCGGAGUGAAGUCUGAGGGCGAGCUGGCUCGUUGUAAGCAGCUCAUCUGUGACCCCAGCUACAUUCCUGACCGUGUUCGCAAGGCGGGCCAGGUGAUCCGUGUGAUCUGCAUCCUCAGUCACCCCAUCAAAAACACUAAUGACGCAAACUCCUGCCAGAUCAUCAUUCCUCAGAAUCAGGUUAACCGCAACUCAGACAUCUACGUGUGCAUGAUCUCCUAUGCUCACAAUGUGGCAGCCCAGGGGAAGUACAUUGCCAUUGUCAGCACCACAGUGGAAACCAGCUCGCCAGAGACUGAGAUAGAGCCAGCCCUGGAGCUCCUGGAGCCCAUUGACCAAAAGUUUGUGGCUAUUAGUGACCUUUAUGAGCCCACAGAUGAUGGCACUGAAAGCCAGAUCUUUGCCUCGAGGUCCUACGAUGCCACCACUCACUUCGAGACCACUUGUAACGACAUCAAGGACAUCUACAAACGUAUGACUGGGAGCGACUUUGACUUUGAGAACAUGAAACGCAAACAGAACGAUGUGUUUGGGGAGGAUGAGCAGUGAGAGGUCGAGGGGGGGCUUUCCGAGAGAGGGUGGGGCCAUGGGGAGGAGGCGGGGCUAAAAAGGGCAAAAGACAUGGAAGAGCCCUAGUGGUAACAGGCCGGGGUUGCCUGAAUAGGGCUUUAAAAAUCAUGACGGGGAGGUGUGGGGGUCAGCGUGAGCGUGGCGGAGGGUGUGUUUGCUUGGCUCCGCCCACCCUAAGCCGUUUGCCUCCUUCUCCUUAUGUCCCUCUCUCUCUUGACACAUGGUCAGACACAUAAAAACGCUCACAAACACACACAUACACGCUGUUGAAAUACUCACACUCCCUAUCUCUGUCACAGAAAAGCAGGGUUGAUAAGGUCUUUCAUUCCAUUGUAGAAACUAUAAUCAUGUCUUAACUAUUAUCAUUAGAGGUGAAUUUAUCACUCGUCGUUGCCGAUUUUCAAAGCAUUUCAUUCUUUCUGUAGCGUUUCUCUCCUCAUAUCAGAGUUUGAGUGGUUUGAGGAAGAUCAGCGGCUUUUGAAGGUGUGAUUUUCAAGCUCUGACUUGAGAGACCUGUAAUGGCUUAGUGUAGAAUCCUCUGGAAGGGUCACCUCCAGUUAACAUGCAUGCAUCUUUUACACACAGUAGUAUUGUACAUAGAAACCAAUGGCACUGCGGUAUGAAGGCUGGACCAUUCCACGCAUCGCUCCUGUCAACCCUGCUUUCACUUUUCUCUUACUUGGUCUUUUACCUGUGUUACUUCAAUAGACGCCGCUCCUUUUGGCAAAAUCUGUUGGUCAGGCAAAAAUGUGAUGAGAAGUUCCGUAUAAAUGGGCUGUUCUGUCAACUGAUAGUGCUCACUUUGCAAUGCUGUUGUGUUCCCUGUGCUAGCAGGCAAGCUAACCAGUGGCUAUUAACUGUCACCCCCGCCCAGAACUGUUCCUUCGUUUAUUUCUGUCGCGUUAUGUCAGGUUUUGACUUUGGAUAGUUUACUUUCUAACAUUUUAAAUUAUUGAAGAGUUUUAUUUCUAUAUAUUUGGUGCACAUUUCACUGGCUGAAGUUAUGAAGUUUACAGAAAUGUGGUUGAAACUGUGGUCUUCAUGUAGGCUUGAAUAUUAAAAAAGGGAAUGUGUGAAGCAAAAGAGGCACGGAGAGGGUUGGUCUAGUGUUAAGCAAGGACUUAUGAAGUAUUUGAAGCGAAUGAUAAUAACCGUUUAUUACAAAUUGUUAUUGUUGAAAGGAGUUGUGUAACAGAGGAGAGAAUGUAUGUGGGGGAUGUUUUGGUUUUGACAAUAGGGAAGUGUCGCUUUUGUGUGAUGAGGGUGAAGACUGAAUUUUCGGCUCAGAGUGAAAGCACCAGAUUGUGUCUCGGUUGUUUCAACCCUUGUAUAUGUCACUGAGAUAAGUCAUUCCCUUAGGGACUAAAUUCAUAAAAAAAUGUAGUUGUUAAAUAGAAGGAAAAGGUGGAAACUCAAAGUGUCUGUAGCAUAGCAAACGUACGAAGCCACAGUUCCAAGUGCCGCCCCUCGUGAACGAACCAAGAUGCUUUUAUUUGGUUGUAGCCUUAAUUUGGGGUCUUAUUUAAAGGUUUGGGUUUGGGCCUCUCACAAAAAUCUACUGCUUUGUUUUAUCUAACUGUUGCAGAUCAAUCUUGUGCCAAAAAUAGUUUUGCUGUUAUUGGCGAAAAAAUACUGACAUCUAAAAAGUUCUUGCUCAAUAGGUUCCUCAAGAGAGGUGACUGAAUACUGUCGAAGGGAUACUGUUUUCUACCAAAUCGGGGCUGCUGUUAUAAAUCAGUCAUGGUGUCAUUCAUAUCUCACAUUUACUGUCAGACUGAUCUGUGGCUUUGCUUGUUACACACCAACAACAAACAAAUGAGACACUCCAAUUUGUUCCUUUAAAAAAACUUAAGCAA